AGUCUAUGAAGCAAGUACCAAUUUUAUAACAUUCAAAUUCAUCCUGGCAUGUAUGUGACUUUAUAUAUAUAUAUAUAUAUAUGUGGGUGAAUUGUAAUUUUUUUUUUUUUUUUUUUUGACAUAUAUGUAAAUGCAACAGUCAUUGGCAUUCGAUUUCAUUAACGAUUCAAAGGUUCACCACCUACGAUCAAUCAAUAGCAAGAAUGCACAUUUCAACAUCUACGGAUGUAGAAACAUGAAUUUGAGCAAGAUAAGAUUAUCAGCUCCAGAUGAAAGCCCAAACACAGAUGGAAUUAAGAUUGGAAGCUCUCACAGAAUCAAAAUCUCACGCACGGUGAUCGCUACUGGGGAUGACUGCAUAGCCAUGUUGUCUGGAAGCACAAAGAUACACAUCUCUAAGGUUGUUUGUGGUCCCGGCCAUGGAAUCAGCAUUGGAAGCCUUGGAAGGUAUGAUGGAGAGCAAGAUGUGAGUGGAAUAGUUGUCAAGAACUCGACCUUCACAGGGACUACUAAUGGAGUCCGGAUCAAGACGUGGCCUACUCCUACUUCCUGCAAGGCUUUCAAUUUUCUAUUCCAAGACAUUAUCAUGGAAAAUGUCUUUAAUCCCAUCACCAUUGAUCAACUCUAUUGCCCACAUGGUGGUUGUGAUCAACAGGCUUCUUCUAACGUGCAAAUCAGCGAUGUUACAUACAAAAACAUAGUGGGAAGUUCAAGUUCAGAAGUGGCAGUGAGUCUGAUUUGCAGCAGAAGCAAGCCUUGUAACAAAGUAAUCCUGGACAACAUCAAUCUAGAGUAUGUUGGUAAAGGAGAUUCGAAAUCAUCGUGCGUUAAUGUUGUUGGCGUCUCUUAUGGACAACAAACCCCUCCUACCUGCUUUUAGUUUCUUCUCUUUUGUAGCAUAUUAUGACUUUUAAUGGUUUGGCACCCUAGCUUUGUUCUAUCAGUUUUUAUGUUCCAUCUAGCUCUACCCACCACUAUGUAUUUACAUUUUCAAUUUUACCACUUUCUUGAUAGUUUAGAUAUCGCCCUGCUUGCCCUGGUUCAAAGAACAUGAAAUAAUGUAUAGCAUCAUUAAAGUCAUUUUGAAUAAAAACUUAUUCAAAACUUGUUGGGUUUAGUUAUAUAAAGAAUUCUCAUGUAAACCAUCGCCUAUCGCCUAGCUUAUAAUGGAUGACAUAAUAAUGUAGCAAAGAUGUUACAAAAUUUAAA
Messenger RNA from Ziziphus jujuba (common jujube), 1209 nucleotides. RefSeq names its product polygalacturonase-like. Bases 131 to 880 code for a protein of 249 amino acids. Gene Ontology annotation, molecular function: polygalacturonase activity. Gene Ontology annotation, biological process: carbohydrate metabolic process. The record is from RefSeq and is a predicted model, not a curated record. The transcript is spliced from 2 exons. Lineage: Eukaryota; Viridiplantae; Streptophyta; Magnoliopsida; Rosales; Rhamnaceae.